GUGAGAAACGUGACGACUUGUUAUUAUGUCGUCAUCGCCGUUACAGCGCGCACGUGUCUUCACAAAUUAACGGGGCUGUUCUCACGUUCCGGAGGCAGGAAAAGAGGAGGAGAAGGAAGAAAGAGAGAACAGUCAAAAGCCCUGGGAAAGGGUGCAGAGAGGAAGACGACGGUGAACUGGAGGAGCCGAACAACUACACUGUCCCAGCAACUCUGCAGUAUUUGUGUGUAUGACAAUGGCCAGGCGGUCAUUCUCUGUGUUUGUAGUGGUGUGUGUGUUGGCUGUGUGUGUGUGUCUGAGUGUGUGUGAGCCCAUCACUUUGCGUCUUGCUGGAGAGAAGCGUAAACACUACGAAGGUCGAGUGGAGGUGUAUUACGGCGGAUCUUGGGGGACGGUGUGUGACGACGACUUCGACCUUACCGCCGCACAAGUAGUGUGUAGACAGCUCGGAUUCCUCAGUGCUGUCUCUUGGUUUCCGUCUGCUAAAUACGGCAAAGGAGAAGGUCCUAUCUGGUUGGAUAAUGUACACUGUAUAGGGAGGGAGGCGUCCAUCUCUGACUGUCAAUCAAACGGGUUCGGAGUUUCAGACUGUAAACACUCGGAGGACGUCGGCGUCGUCUGCACACAAAAGCGCAUCCCAGGAUUCAAACACAUUAGCGUUGACAGUAACGAUGGGGAGACUCUGGAAGUGCGAGUAGAGGAUGUGCGCAUCAGAGCCACCUAUUCCCACCGUAAACGUAUUCCAAUCACAGAGGGCUUUGUGGAAGUGAAGGAUGAGGGGAAGUGGAAGCAGGUCUGCAGUGAGAACUGGACUCCACAAAACAGCCGUGUAGUUUGUGGCAUGUACGGCUUCCCCGGAAAGAAGGGCUUCAACACUAAAGCCUACAAGCUUCUGUCUGAGCGUAGGAAGAAGAACUACUUUGGUUUCGCGGUGAACUGCACAGGAAAUGAAGCUCUUCUGACCGAGUGCAAGAUGGGCAAACCUCUGAAAGGGUUGAAAAAUCUGAAUGCCACAUGUGGCCUUGGAAUGCCCGCCGUGAUCAGUUGUAUUCCUGGAAGAGCCUUUGCACCUACACAAUCCUUAGGAUUCAGGAAGGCCUACAGAGCAGAGCAACCUCUGGUGCGUCUACGUGGAGGGGCGAAGAUGGGUGAAGGUCGAGUGGAAGUGCUGAAGAACGGUAUUUGGGGAACGGUGUGUGACGAUAACUGGGACAUGAAAGCUGCCAGCGUGGUGUGCCGAGAGCUAGGCUACGGCACUGCUAAAGAAGCUCUGACUGGGGCACGAAUGGGGCAAGGAAUGGGCCCGGUGCACAUGAAUGAGGUGGAGUGCUCUGGGUUCGAGAAGUCUCUGACUGAGUGUCACUUUAACAAAGAAGCUCUGGGUUGCAGUCACGAGGAGGACGCGGCUGUGAAGUGUAACAUUCCUGCCAUGGGUUUCCACAACAGGUUGCGUCUGAGUGGAGGCAGGAACCCGUACGAGGGACGAGUCGAGGUGCUGGCGGAGAGGAACGGCUCGAUGGUGUGGGGAACCGUGUGCAGCGACAGCUGGGGAAUCAUGGAGGCCAUGGUGGUAUGCAGACAGCUUGGAUACGGCUUCGCUAAUCACGCCUUCCAGGAGACGUGGUACUGGCAGGGGGAGGUUGGUGCUGAUGCUGUAGUGAUGAGUGGAGUUCGGUGUUCAGGCACAGAGAUGAGUCUCGCUCAGUGUCUCCAUCAUGGGAAACAUGUUACCUGCCCAAGAGGAGGAGGAAGAUUUGCUGCUGGAGUCUCCUGCACUGAGAGUGCCCCAGACCUGGUGCUAAACGCAGAGGUUGUUGAACAGACUACGUAUCUGGAGGACCGGCCGCUGUACGCUCUGCAGUGCGCUCAUGAGGAGCAGUGUCUCUCUCAAAGUGCCAACUCGGCAGACCCGUCUUCGUACAGACGGCUAUUGCGCUUCUCCUCUCAGAUCCACAACAAUGGCCACAGCGACUUCAGACCCCGCACCGGACCCCACGCCUGGGUGUGGCAUGACUGUCACAGGCACUACCACAGCAUGGAGGUUUUCACUCACUACGACCUUCUGAGUUUGAAUGGCACCAAAGUUGCCGAAGGGCACAAAGCCAGCUUCUGUCUGGAGGACAGCGAGUGUGAUGAAGGAAUACAGAAGCGUUAUGCCUGUGCUAAUUUCGGGGCUCAGGGGAUCACUGUGGGCUGCUGGGACACAUACAGACAUGACAUCGAUUGCCAGUGGAUCGACAUCACUGACAUCAAACCUGGAGAUUAUAUAUUCCAGGUUGUAAUUAACCCUAAUUAUGAGAUAGCUGAGUCUGAUUUCACUAAUAACAUCAUGAGGUGUAAAUGUCGCUAUGAUGGAUAUCGGAUCUGGACUUAUAACUGCCAAACAGGUGGCUCUCGAAGUUCGGAUGUGGACGAAUAUACAGGAUUAAUGACCAAUCAGCUUCAGCGCAGGUAGAAGUCUAGCCAAAGUGAGGGAAGUGAAGAGUGGAGUGAAGCCCAGACAGACUUCUAACACGAGAAGAGAACCAACCACUAGAGGAGGCAUGCUGAUGUGACCAUCCUGCACCUAUCGUUACUUUGUUUACUGUCUAGAAGAUGCGACAUCUGUCAUUAUCCCCGUACGCCACCUUCAUCACAGCUCUACACCUGUAUCCCAGUCGACACACGACCAACAGCAUGGAGAACAGCACAGGAAACCCAGCUUCUCAUCUUGGUAGUAAUUUAUUGCAUUAGAGAAUGCAGUCUGGUAAAAUAACACGCUCCAGAGUGCCUGUUAGCUUAGUGUGUAAUAGAUUUUUUUAAUAGAAUUGACAUAGUGAUGUCUUUCUCAGUGACCAAAGAGUUUUGAUACAAAGAGUUUUGCAGUAAAAUGUUCAAAUCAAAUCGUGCCAAAAUAUAGUCGAUCAACCAAGAUUUUUUUGCUUCCUUUUGUUUUGCACUGGAUCUUUAACGCUAACAAGUAAGGGAAUUUCUGACAUAUCUAACAUCACACUCUUACCUCCUUCCUGAAUCUGAUGCUGGUGCUGAGUAAGAACUCAAACUGUGAUAAGGAUAAAUGAUCUGACCUUUCUGUGGCACAUGAUGAGAUGAAGGGUUUGUUUUCACAAAUUUUACCACAAAUUUUCCUUACUCGUUAGCUGAUUCGACUUGUAGCUCCUGUGCAAAUUGUUUGCAAAAUGUUGUGUUGAUCACAUGCACAAACACUACGCUAUACGGUGGUGCGAUGUUUAAAUCUACGAGACGCUUUACUCAAGGCUCACAAUUAUUACUCCUUCCCUUCAGAUUAGGAGACAUGUACUGUACUUGAAAUUAGGCAUGUGCCAAUAUUAAAGCGCCAUAUUGCAAUAAAUGUUUGAGAAAAACAACAAACAUCUCUUAACAGCCUCAAUGUAUAAACACAGCAUGUUAGCUCUUCGUACUAAAAACUCUCAACCACAGCAAACUAGUAAACUUCAGCUAGCUACUUAUGCCAUUAAGCUGUGUUCUGGAAACAACUUUUAACUAUCUUUAGCUGCGGAUCAAUUGUUCAUCAUGAUUUUCAGCACAUGCCUACUUGAAAACAAACUGUAACGUCUACUUUCUGUCUUCACACGACAUCACGCGAUGCUAGUGCCGUGCCGCAAGCAAAACAUAGCUCUUUUGCAUGCUACUUUUCAUAUUUACUUGUAUUGCAUGUUUUUAUAAAAUUCUGCAGAUUUUAUAAGAACACCUGAUCAGCAAUGGUACCUUUUUUCCACUCAGUCAGCUUUGUUAGCUAAAUUCAUUGCGCAUGCUUGGUAAUUUAUUCCUACCAGUCAGGGAUUUUUUUUUCUUUCAUUAUGAUAACUCAAGCAAUGUGGAACUAAAAUCUUUUUGCUGUUUUGUGAACUUGUGCCCUCCGUUUUAUGAGGGCGUUUACAGCCAUUCGAGCGGUUAAUGCAUCAUGAUGCAAUUACUGUUGAAUGUAUGAAUCACAUUGUGCCUUGUUUUCUACAAUAAAAACAUAUUUAUGAGUCUUUA
This is a messenger RNA of Tachysurus vachellii, 3999 nucleotides long. RefSeq names its product lysyl oxidase-like 2a (gene loxl2a). The record is from RefSeq and is a predicted model, not a curated record. Gene Ontology annotation, biological process: peptidyl-lysine oxidation; sprouting angiogenesis. The coding region runs from base 230 to 2455 and encodes 741 amino acids. Gene Ontology annotation, molecular function: copper ion binding; protein-lysine 6-oxidase activity. Gene Ontology annotation, cellular component: membrane. NCBI's taxonomy places the organism in Eukaryota, Metazoa, Chordata, Actinopteri, Siluriformes, Bagridae. The transcript has 14 exons.